UGCGAGCGAAGCCAUGCAGGGUGCCCAGGAAUUUCUUCCUUACUGCUACGAGGCCAAGGAGGGUCGCCGGGAGGAGAAUUCCGACUCCGCCUAUGCCGCCGCCCUGCAGGAUCGCUUGAACAAAGUCAGAGCAGAAGUUGAGCUACAGGCGAAAGUUGCCCAGAGCCUCAAGCGGGAGUUGGAUGAAGUGGAAAGCCAGGCCAAGCAAAAGCACGAGGAGCUUCGGGAACUUCGCCACGAUUGGGCCAAAGAGCAGAUCUCCAGGGAAGCGCUUUUGAGAGAAACUGGGGAAACUGAGCGUAGUCUCGCUUUGAAGGAACGGCGAUGUGCCGAGACCUUGGCGAAACAUGUGGCUGCGGAGUUGCCAGGAGGUGCACGGAAAGCACGGACAGGUGCUGAGAAGAGUGAAACCUCGCGCCGUUUGGCUUCCUUGGAAGAGAAGCGUGUAGAGCUGUCUGCGGGCUUGCAGGAGCUCACGGAUGCAGUGAGGCAGGAACUUGGCCUGAUCAAUCAGCUCACUUCUCGUAGCGAGGUGUUGCGUCGCGAAGCGCGGGCCUUGCGGACAGGUAGUGAAGCUGCCAAGGAAGGUGAGGCCCGAGUCUGGAGAAAGAUGGAGGACGUCUCGGCCGCUGAACUGGCGGCACUACAACGGGAGCAGCUCCUACAACGACAGUCCUUGGACUUGAAAGAGCACGUGCGACAACUGCGAGGGCAGCUAGAAGCGGUUCAAGCGCCAGCAGUGAAUGGUAUGGACCAGGUCGCCUUUGAGCUGAAUAAGAAGCUUGAGGCCAAAGUGGACUUCCUACGCAAGGACUGCGCAAGAUUUUCAAAGGUGGGCGAAUGGUACAGCGAAUGGUACAGCGACUGGUACUGGAAACCCAGGGGAUAAAACAAGUAUCAAUCCAAGCACAACCCUGUUGUGAGGUCCAAUUCUCUGUGAAAAAAAGGUGGGCGAAGUCUUGCGGCCACAUCCUAUGCCAUCGCCACAGCUGGGCCACAAUCUACAGGAGUUGGAGAGAGAGAAAGCCAAGUAUGGGGAACUGGAAAUGUCAGUCGAGGGUCCACAAGCGUCCCAGACAGUCGCACCAACUGAGCAUGGCAAAAGACGACCCCAGACGAGCCCUUGACCGGUGG
Molecule: messenger RNA, 1134 nt
Organism: Cladocopium goreaui
Lineage: Eukaryota; Dinophyceae; Suessiales; Symbiodiniaceae
Source: the annotation of a GenBank genome assembly